CUGUUGGGUUGCUGCUUUCCAUUUUUUUGCUGCUUUCCUUUUUCUCCCUCUUCACUUCCAUUCUCCUCUGCCGAGAGCGGCGACGGCCAUGGCUGCCCUCCUCCUGACCCGAUCCAAAACCCCAAACCUAUGUCGCCUCCUCCACCCCUCCUCCUCCCCGAUCGACGCCUUUCCCUCCUCGUCCUCCCAAUUCCUCCGAGCUCUCCACUCCCUCGCUUCUCCGUCGCUCCUCAGCCCCCCUCUAGAUCUCGGCCGAGCCCCGCCGCCGCCCGAUUGCAGAUCCGCCGCCGCUGGAUCGGCCCCCGCCGCCCCCGUGCCCCAUUCGGUUACUGCUCCCCGCUAUAACGCCCUCCUUGGCUCCAGAAAGCUUUGGGCCUAUGAACAAAUCCCUCAGAGCCACCCAAUCAAAUUGGUGCAUGCUGGUACACAAGGUUUACCUCGUCGGUUUUCUGAGACAGCGCAUGAUGGAACGGUGACACAUCUGUCAAACAAAAUCAUCUCUAAGCUUUCUAAUUCAACUGAAAAGAAUCUUUUGCAGACUACAUGUACUGGAAGGGAGGGAGAUUGUUCGAAUGUUAUUGCUUUCAGCCCAUUGGAGGGGACCCUUAUAAAAGAACGAAAAAGUGGACUGGGGAAUGAAAGCUCGAAGAUAAAUAGAAUGGAGCUUUCGCAAAAAAUUACUUAUGCUCUCAUACCAGCACUGCUUCUUGUGUCAAAAUCUGCAGCGACUACUUCCAUACUGAUUUUCUCAGUAUACUGGCAGAUAUAUGGGUUUUUUAAGGAGAUUUUUCUGGAUUAUGUUCACCAGGAGGUCACCCGAAAAUGGGUUUUAAUAUAUUUCAAGUUGCUUCUUUUGAUCUUGGCCAAGGACACUAUCCUUGAUUUCGAUCUGGUGUAAUAUCAUCAUUUUCUUGAGUUUGGAGACUAGCCUGGCAUCAUCAUCUGUAUGCUGAAGGAUAAUCUUGGGGGAUAAUGUCCUACCUGUGACUUUCCUUCAUUGAAAUUUUAUGGUUUAUCUUUUCCUUUUCUUUUAAUGCUUUUUCAUGGCAUGGAGGCCAUAAUGGAUUAACAUACUGAAUCUGAACAAGUUGGAAGGAUGACUUCUUGGGUCAUGUGAAACUAGGUUGUGUAUUUUGUAUUAAAAUAAAUCAAUGAUGAUGUUCUUUCUGAUAAAACCCAAAAGUUUUUUUUGUUUUUCUUUCU
Messenger RNA from Phoenix dactylifera (date palm), 1203 nucleotides. Its product is annotated as succinate dehydrogenase subunit 4, mitochondrial-like. The record is from RefSeq and is a predicted model, not a curated record. Lineage: Eukaryota; Viridiplantae; Streptophyta; Magnoliopsida; Arecales; Arecaceae. Gene Ontology annotation, biological process: mitochondrial electron transport, succinate to ubiquinone; tricarboxylic acid cycle. Gene Ontology annotation, cellular component: mitochondrial inner membrane; respiratory chain complex II (succinate dehydrogenase).